Toxoplasma gondii ME49 is the source of this 6203-nucleotide messenger RNA. RefSeq names its product adaptin n terminal region domain-containing protein. The coding region runs from base 1079 to 5125 and encodes 1348 amino acids. Gene Ontology annotation, molecular function: clathrin-cargo adaptor activity. Gene Ontology annotation, cellular component: membrane coat; AP-2 adaptor complex. The record is from RefSeq and is a predicted model, not a curated record. The transcript has 13 exons. NCBI's taxonomy places the organism in Eukaryota, Apicomplexa, Conoidasida, Eucoccidiorida, Sarcocystidae. Gene Ontology annotation, biological process: intracellular protein transport; clathrin-dependent endocytosis.
UCCAGAUCUUUUCUCGAAUUGUAUCCACUUUUCUUUUUUAUCUCUCUCGAGUCUUUCUUCUCCUCGACUUCCUCGCCAUACCUCUGCCUCCGGCGAGAAGCGCGUUUGCCUCGCCUUCCUCGCCGCUCACAAAAAGCAGCGCCUUCGCUCUCCUGUGUCCGUCGCUCUUCGCCCAAGUCCGUUUGAAGAAGUUCGCUCUCUCCUCGUCUUUAUUCUCUUCUCUCGCGCGAGUCAAAGGUUUUUCGGCUCUCCUCGGUCUCCUCUUCAAACAGAGCCUCCCGCCUCUGUCCGCCUGCCUCUCUUUCACACCGACGGCUGGACGAGUUGCGCCGUUGCGCUACAUUUCCUAAAAGGAAGGCUUUUCCGCUCUCUUUCCAGUCACCAUUUUUUCAUCGGUUUUCUUUCUUCGGACGCUUCCGUUCACCGGACGACGCAGUGAAUGCUUGGUCUGGGGAACGCGCGGCUCCAGUCUCUUCCUGUCGCGGUCGCCGUCUCCUUCCCUCUUGUUCUUCUCGCCGUCGGCUCUUCUUUUUAAGACUCCUGGCUCCGUGUGAAGCCGUGGAAGACGUACAGAACGCUUGGCCUGCGAGGGGAUUCUGCGUCUCCUCAACUCUUCUGCCUCUCGAAACGCUGGAAGAAUCCGAGCGAAGAUGCAGAGGGAAAAGGAAAGACGCUUCUGACCAGGGGAGCAUGCGGGGCGGGGAGACAGGCGCAGACGCUGCACACUGGAGAGGAGGGAAGCAACUGGUUUCCUGACGGACUCGCUCCAAAACUGUUCUCUGCCUUCUCCUGCUCCUUCCCCUCUUCUGUCUGGGAAGGUCUUCUCUCCAUCAUCGCUUCCUCUUCUCUGCCUCUCUCCUUCCUCCGUUCUGUUCAACUGCCUCUCGCCAGCAUCUCCGCGUUUCUCUCUCUGCUUCUCUCUCUCUGCUUCUCUCUUUCUCCUUCUCUCUUUCUCCUUCUCUCUUUCUCCUUCUCUCUUUCUCCUUCUCUCUUUCUCCUUCUCUCUUUCUCCUUCUCUCUUUCUUCUUCUCUCUCCGCCUCUUUCUCUCCGUGGGGUGUCUCUUCUGAGGCAGCCACGAUGGCUCCGUCGAUUCGUGGAGUGUCUCUGUUUAUCCAGGAUGUGCGAAAUGCGCCUUCGUCGAGUCGCGAGCAGGCUCGCGUCCUGCAGGAGCUGUCCAAGAUUCGCCAGCGUUUUGCCCAUCCGAAGAAACCGUUGACAGGCUACGAGAAGAAGAAAUGCCUCACCAAGCUGCUGUACAUACACCUGUUGGGCUACCCUGUGGACAUUGGUCACGCAGAGGCGAUUUCCCUCUUGUCCUCGCCUCACUACUCCGAGCGUUCGGCCGCCUUUCUCUUCUGCUCACUUCUGCUGGUCGACUCUCACACUGCGAGUCGCGACCUUCCAGACCUCAGAAGUCUCUGCUGCUCCUCCAUAAAAAAGGAGCUCUCUCUUCAACAUGAGGACUUCGCUGCUCUGGCCCUCGACUGCGCGAGCUACAUCUCCGACCCAGACGCCGCCGCAGAACUCUUCCCUCUGAUGCAGGCGACGGCGAAUCCGUCUUCUUCUGCCUCUCCGUUGAUUCGUCAGAAGGCGUACAGUUGCAUGCUGGUGUUUUUUCGUCUGCGGCCGUCGCUGCUUCCUUGCGAGGUGUGGGCGUCGCGCUUAGGCCAGGCACUGUUGUUCGAGCAAGAUCUUUCGUGUCUGCUGUCUCUAGUGAACUUGAUUUUCCACGCAGUCUUGCAGACAAGCCAGCUGCACCGGUGGCAACAGCAACUGCAGCUGUCGGCCAUCAACAUCCUUGCGCGCAUUCUCUCGAGAGACGUUCCAGAAAACCUUUUUUACCGGGGCAUCCCUGCGCCGUGGUUGGCUGUCCGGCUGCUCCAGCUUCUCCAGUGCUUCCAAGUCUCCGGAGGAAAACGGGAGGUUCUCUCCGACGAACCCAGCAGACGCGAAGACAAGCGAAGAGACAGAGAGGAAGAUUCGCGAGAAGAUGAAGCAGUUGUGAAGCAGCAGCGGGAAGCGGUGGCCCUCUCCCUCAAUGAAAUCGUCAAGACGAUCUUCACGCAGGUCGCGACUGCAAACGAGGAAGAGGCGUUGCCGCAUCAGUCUCGAUCCUCAACUCUGAAGGGGAGGAAGAGUCACUCUUUCUCGGCGUUUCGCGCUUCUUCCCUCUCUACGCGUCUCGCGUCGCUCUCGCGUUUGCCGCAGAGGCAAUCGUCUUCGGGGAAGGGUGAUCGGACGGGAGGCUCCGGAGACGCGGCGGUUCCGCAGAGAGGUACAAGUUUUUUCAGCAGGAAGAAGGGCCUUGGAGCGCAUGCGGUCUCUCCCUCAGUCAUUCAACAUGCAGUUCUCUACGAGGCGAUCAGUCUCUCCACCCAUCUCCAAGCCGACGCCGACAAAGAUCUCAAACUCUCCGCCGCGGCGCUUCUUUGCUCCUUCGUCGAGGAAGGCGAUUCAAACUUUCGAUACAAGAGUCUCUCUUUGGUGGCGGCGAUGGCUGCGGAUCCUGACGUUCACCCAGAGUUAAAAGGCGCAGUCCCUGCAAUUCUUCGAUUGCUUGAGGAAGAGGAUGUCUCUCUCCGGAGACAGGCAAUUAGCCUCCUCUUUGCCCUCAGUGGGCCUGACAACUGGAGUGAAAUUGUUCUAGCUCUUCUGGAGAGUCUCCAUCGAGACGCAGAGACUCUUCCGAAUAUCUCUGCUCACAUUGCCGUCCUUGUUGAAACAUACGCACCGGACCCAACUUGGCUUGUUGACGUCGCCUUUCAGAUGCUGCAGCGUGCGCCACAGCACGUAAGAGACGAGACAUGGGUGCAUGUCAUUCAAGUUGUUUCCGGCAGUUCCUCCUCAGAGCCUUCAGACGAACGAGACGGAGACAAACUCUCAGGGAGGAAAGAGAAUUCCGCGUCGGUCGGUCGACCAGACGUCGAGCUGCAAAGAUACGCUGCAAGCCGUGCUGCAGAAUUUCUGGAAGAUGCGUUUCUUAACGAACCUCUUCUCAGACUCUGUGCGUAUCUGCUGGGCCAUUUCGGUCACUUGAUAAAGGCGAGAGUUCCUGGGCGUCGGCAGAUCGACGCGCUGCUGUUCCACUUUCGACGCUUCGUCUCGGCGUCCUCGUUCCUCUCUCCAGGGAACUUCCCUCCUUUCACCUUCAUUCCUUUGAACGACGAAGCGCCAGCUGCUUCGUGUUGCCCUCUCCUCCCUCUUCUUCUCUUCGCCCUCGUCAAACUCGCGCAUGCCUUUCCGGCAGACUCUGCUCCCGUUCUUCAGGUGCUUCAAGAGCUCCACGACAGCAGAGACUUGGAGCUGCAAACAAGAGCUGUCGAACUCUCUGCUCUGUUGGAGUUACCAGAUCGUCAGUUCGUUGCACAGACUCUCGCGCUGUUGCCGCCUUAUCGUCGACGUCAGCUGCUUUCUCGCCCUCCGCCGCCGCGGGCACUCGCAGGCUCUGGCGGGGGCAGGACGACGCGUGCGGGAGCGAAUCGCGCUGCAGAGGAGCGACUGUCUGCUCAUCUGCGAGCUGCACCCGCCGCGACUCGCGAGGCGGUUGCGGCUGUCUUCUCGUCCUCUCCAAGAGCGACGGGUAGGAGCUGCGAGACACGCGGGAGACGGGGGUCGUCUCGGUCCCCUCAGAGAGAGAGUUUCGAACGAGAACGGUCCUCCAGCGAAAGCAGUCCGAGUCGAGAGAGCUCCGACGGUAACUCGGAAAGCGACAGAGACAGCAGAGACACGGGAGAGGAGAGCGGAGAGGAGACUGGGGGGCGUCAAAGCGAGGAUCGGCGAGGAGGGAGAGAGGAGCGAGAAAGAGGAAGGAGGUCGAGUGACUCCAGCGGGGCGGGGCGAUCUGUGGAGAGCGCAGAGUCGGAGGAGGAACGCGAGCACGAGAGCAGAGGAAGCAGUCGGAGCAGCAGUGUGGAGAGAGAAGAAGAGGAGAGACGAAUGCAGGAGAAGUUCAUGGAACUACUGAAAAGCCAUCCGCUGCCGCAGAGCCAAAAUCCGGAAGAUCAGAACCGCGAGCUGUGGAAGCGAGCGUGCAUCGCGUCUGAGGGAACGCUAUGCCUCCUCCCCGGCCUCCUUGAGGUGUAUGUACACCGGAAAUUUGACAAGAAGGACGGAAUGCUCCUUCUCGAGUGGCGCAACUUGAGUCGCGACAAACUCCUCGGGCUUCAAAGAGGAAGUCCGCCAAACAGCCCGGAGAUGCUGCUGAAGGACGAAGGCUUUCGACCGGGAGAAGCGACUUGGGUCGAAGGCAGUGGAACUGAGGUGGUGAACAUUUUGCCGCUCCGAAAAGCCAUUCAGAGAAUUCGCCUGCGAUGUCUGAAACCAUUCAGUGCCCCGCCGAAGCUCGCCUGUCUCCUCUGCGUCUCCACGGGCGCGAACCAGCCUCCGCAGCAGAUUCAGCUGCCUCUGUCGCUUCCAGUCGUCAUGGCGAACUUUCUAGUUCCGGCGAAAGCUGUGAAUGAAGGCUCUGUUUUCCUCCGCUACUGGAAGCAGCUGCUCUCUAGAGAAGAAGAAAGAGAAGGCGAGCGCGGAGGAGAAAGCAAAGAAAAGGUGAUCGUGGGUCCGCUGGCGUUGCCGCCGCACCAAGUGCCUCUCUUCUUGAGCGCAGGUUUCAAGUUUCACGUCAUCAAGGUUGGUCGCAGCCUCUGCGGCAGCGGCACGUUCCACACGGGGACGCCGGCAGCAGGCGCCUCCAGUGGCGCCUCGCCUCGCUUUGUGUGCGCCUCUUCCAUGUGCACAGUUGAGCUGAACCCAAACGUGAAUCCUUUGCUUGCGCGGAUAACAGUGCGUGCAGCGCAUCCUAGGGUUUCUCUGUAUUUGUCUCGUCUCCUCGGAUUCCACUUGCUUCGAGCGUCUGCUCCCCCCUCGUCCAGUUCGCUCGUCCAGGCGUCGCCGGAAUUCGCGCUGCAAUCGGGCUCUUCCCCGUUUGCGGCGCCUGCUGGCGGCGAGAAUCCCGCGCCUCCUUUGUCUCGCGGAGCAGGAGUUGUUUCUGCAAUGCCCGGAACUCGCGCAAGCGUGAAUCUGAGCACUGCACAAGUAGCGGGGGGUCCGCCACUCUUUCCCUCCGCCUCUGCAGGUUCUCCGACAGGUUUAACGCCGCAGAACUUCUACCGCAUGACAACCUGACAACGCAGCGGAGGGUGGAGCAGUUGUUGCCGUCUCCUGAGGACGGCGGACGCGACUUGUGUCUCCACGACGCGCAUGCAGCUUCCUUGCUCGGCUGGCGACACACAGCAGCGCCUGGUCUCUGGGGUAGACUUCGGAGCUGUUAACAUUUGUAGCGCUCUCGGCUGGUCAGUUGGCCAGUGAUUCCCUUUUGAAUCGGAAUUCUUUUGUGAGAUGCGAUGGAGACGAGCUUACGGUGGCAACAGUUUGUGCUUUGUAUCGCGCGCGCCGCUUCCUCUGUCCAGGGAAGCUAGGUUUUUUUCCAACUGAGGAACAGACGAAACAGGCGACUUUGUCUCCGGUAAAAAGCAGAGGUUUUUCUCGGGAACCCCCCAAACCCCCUGUGAACACUCAAAUCUGCAACAGUCAGAAACAGGGACGGGAACGGUGUCCCUUUAGCGCUCAAAAAACGCGCGUGCGGUCUCCGUUUUGCGUAAUCGUGUUCAAGACCAUUCCUGUCGACCCGCUUCUCUGUGAAAAUCCUUUGUUGACAAGCAGGAGUGAACAAACAGGAGAGAGACUCAGAGCUGAUGACAACGGGAACGAAACACUGCCAUAAGCAGUGAACGACAGCCUGCAGUCCAAUUUCGCUGACGAGCAGACCGUCUGUGUUUUUCUGCCCGCUUGUGUAGCGUCUGAGGUAGUUCAGUUUUUUGGAGCACAGAAAAAACUGACGUGGAAUGUAGGAAGAAACUCAGGUUUCGCAGAACGGCCUGACAGGGUUUACCUUUUACGGCCACAAACGCACUGGCUUUCCGCGGCUCCCAGGGCAGAGGAAUUGUACAAGAGCGGUACAACGGAUUCACGCAUGUGACCAGUCAAGAAAACGAUGAGUGUUUUUUCUCGUCCUGGGUGUAUCUCGGGGUUAGCUGUAUUUACAGCGCUGCAGACCAAGUUGGUUCUGCAACUGAACCUCAACCUUUGCCAGAUCCAUGGAUACUGGAGUCGUUUCUUAUCAAGAAGAGCAGCAAUGAGGAGCGAUUCUAAGAAAGAUGCUUGUGAGAAUGUGCACUCGUGAGUUCAGCAAAUUUGUUUGAGG